Messenger RNA from Hylaeus volcanicus, 6801 nucleotides. RefSeq names its product FH1/FH2 domain-containing protein 3 (gene Fhos). Gene Ontology annotation, cellular component: cytoskeleton; cytoplasm. Lineage: Eukaryota; Metazoa; Arthropoda; Insecta; Hymenoptera; Colletidae. The transcript is spliced from 20 exons. The record is from RefSeq and is a predicted model, not a curated record. The coding region runs from base 86 to 3826 and encodes 1246 amino acids. Gene Ontology annotation, biological process: actin filament network formation; cortical actin cytoskeleton organization. Gene Ontology annotation, molecular function: actin filament binding.
GGCCGUGUGUUACCUUUUUUGGAUCGAAGAAAAAGGGGCUAUCGGACAAUCGGCCGUUACGGCCGAGAAACAGAGGGUACGCGAGAUGUCUCUGACAUGCCGAGUACAGUAUCUGAAUGACGUCGAUCCGUUCGCCUAUGCGAGCUCCUAUCCGGAGCCACCUAGGCCGCCUGUGCACACCUUCAGCGCGACCUUGCCACUAAUUAACCAGCUCGCUGCGGUGCAUCGACUCCUACGGGCUCCUCACAGGCUGGACGAUACGGCGUUGCAGCUGUACAAGGACGGCGACUACGGCGCUUACCUGGACCUCGAGGCCUCCAUCAAUGAGCAGCAAGAAGAAUUCGAGGGCUUCCAAACAAACCGAAAGAACUCGAUCGUUCUCAGGACCCAGCUGUCCGUGAGGGUGCACACUAUCAUAGAAAAGUUGCUGAACAGCGAGGGCCGCGAGCUGCGACGAGCUCUCUUCUCCCUCAAGCAGAUCUUUCAGGAGGACAAGGACCUGGUGCACGAGUUUGUGCAAAAUGACGGGCUUGCCUGCCUCAUCAAGGUUGGCAGCGAGGCCGACCAGAAUUACCAAAAUUACAUACUACGAGCCCUCGGUCAGGUGAUGCUCUACGUGGAUGGUAUGAAUGGGGUAAUGGAACACGGUCAGACGGUUCAGUGGUUAUACACACUGAUAGCCAGCCGCUUUCGUCUGGUGGUGAAGACCGCUCUGAAGCUGUUGUUGGUGUUCGUCGAGUACGUGGAGACGAACAGCCUGCUGCUGGUCAGAGCCGUGCGGUCCGUCGACACGUCCAGGGGCAUGAUACCCUGGACGAACGUGAUGAAGCUCCUGAAGGAUUACGAUGCCGCGGACACGGAGCUUCUAAUUUAUGCCACGACGUUGGUUAACAAGUGUUUGAACGGCAUACCGGACCAGGACACUUAUUACGACCAGGUGGACUGUUUGGAGGAGCAGGGUAUCGAGGGCAUCAUUCAGAGGUACAUGUCGAAGCAGGGCACCGACCUCGAUUUGCUCAGGCAGUUCCAGAUCUAUGAGGCCGUGCUCCAUCACGAGGACGGGAACGACAGGGGAUCCCCCAUUCGCCAGCUCGACGAUAACAUCAGGAAAACGCUGCGGAACCGGAAGUCACUAGUGGAUUCGCACGAGCGACGAAAAUCCCGCAGACAUUCGACUGGCACGUCUCCGUUGUCGAUGUCCUUGAAUGCUCGCCUAAGUCCGCGGCUAAACCACUCGUUGGGUCUAAACUCCCUGAACAACACGCUUAACUCGAGCUUGCCGGACGACGACGACGAGUCCAGCAGCUCCCAAAGCUCGCAGGGUCAUUUGGGCGAAGUUCAGCUGAAUGGCAGCUACAAGGAGAACAAAGUGGACGUUGGCGUGACACCGGCGUUAAGACGUCGAAGGGAACGAGCCGAGAGACAGAGGAGCUUCAUCAGGGAGCAGCAAGAGGCUACGGCGAACAUGCGAGCAUCCGUGGGCCAUUCGGACGAGCAGGAAAGUUCAUUCCCUACGAACGGAGUUCGGUACACGAACGGCACGUCGUACGAAAGAAACGCGGACUCGCCCUCGAAUAAGCUGUCCAGGACGAACAGCAGGAAGGACUUGACGCCCCUGAUGAACGCCGCGAACAAACUUGACUCCGAGGAGAAGAAGCCUUGGUACGGGAAGAGCCCGGACGAGGGUGUCGAGUGCGACGAGGGCAAUCACACCGACGAGGAUGAGGAUCGUCGAGUGGUUUUACAGCUGAAGAGGGAAGGAACCGUCAAGGAUCUCACACAAAAGCUGGCGGCUCAAAAUCUUAUACCGAGUAGCCCGGUCGAGGAGAAGGUUUCCAGGAUAGGGGACAUGAGCGGUCUGAUCUCGAAGGCGAAGGAAGGCCUGGCGAAGUCCAAGUCGAAAGCGGACGUGCUGAAGUCGCCCACCGGCGACAACCUUCCCAAACUUCAAGAGACCAAGAAAUCUGAGAACGAGCUGCAUUGGGAGGAACUGGUUAAGAAGCUGAAGAGACCUCUGGCGCUCUGCGAUCUCGACUUCACCGAUUUGAACUCCGACGACGAAGUGGACGUUCUGGGUCCCGUGAACGUGACCAAUGGUAUCCCACCACCUCCGCCGCCAAUGGCGCCACCUCCAGGUGGUGCACGUGCCCCUCCACCGCCGCCACUGGGGGCAAGGCUGCCACCGCCGCUUCCUCAGGCUCCGUUGCCCUUGUUCGGCGUGAAUCUCAAGUCCCAGAGGUCGUCGUCUACUACAGAUGCCAGCAACACGCCAAAGAGUCCACCUCCAACCUUCACCAAGAAGAGCAAGAAGACGGUGAAGCUGUUCUGGAAAGAGGUCAGGGAUGAUCCCAUCAUACUGUCCAGGCUUGACAAAAACAAGAUGAUAUGGGACGAGCUCUCGCCGGUACCUGUUGACACGCAGAAGCUGGAGCACCUCUUCGAGAGCCGCGCCAAGGAUCUCAUCACCAAGAAGCAACAAGAGAUGAACAAGAACAAGGAGAUAAUCGUGCUGAACCAUAAAAGGUCGAACGCCAUCAACAUCGGAAUGACGAAACUACCGCCACCGAGAUCGAUUAAGACCGCGAUCUUGAAAAUGGAUGCGACCAUUAUGAACAGGGAGGGUAUAGAGAAAUUAUUGACGAUGCUGCCGACCGAGGAGGAGAGGUCGAGGAUACAAGAGGCGCAGGCCGCCAAUCCUGACCUACCUUUGGGAUCGGCCGAGCAGUUUCUUCUAACUUUGGCCUCCAUCUCGGAGUUACCCGCCAGGCUGAAACUUUGGGCGUUCAAGCUGGAUUUCGAGAAUUCGGAGAAGGAAAUUGCGGACCCUUUGAUGGAUCUGAAGCAGGGAAUGGAGACCCUGCGAGUGAAUAAAACGUUCCGCGGGAUUCUGAGCACGCUCCUUUCGAUCGGGAUAUUCCUCAACGGAAAUGAGGUGAAGGGCUUUCAGCUGGAAUACCUCGCCAAAGUACCUGAAGUAAAGGAUACGGUUCACAAGCACUCCCUGCUUCAUCACCUUUGCCACAUGGUGAUGGAGAAGUUUCCGGAUUCCACGGAUCUCUAUUCGGAGAUCGGUGCCGUGACGAGGGCGUCGAAGAUCGACUUCGACGAGUUGGCGUCUAACAUCGGGAAACUGGAGAGCGAGUGCAAAGCGUCCUGGGACCAUCUGAAGCUCAUCGCGAAACACGACGGGUCCACGAUGAUGAAAGUCAAAAUGUCCGACUUCCUGGCGGACUGCGCCGAGCGGAUAAUCGUGCUGGGGAUCGUGCACAGGCGAAUCAUAAAUCGAUUCCACAAAUUCAUCCUCUGGCUGGGCAUACCCCUGCACAGGGUGCAGGAUACGAAGCCGAACGAGUUCUGCCGUGUCGUGUCCGAAUUCGCGUUGGAGUACAGAACCACCCGCGAGCGGGUGAUACAGCAGCUCGAGAAAAAAGCCAAUCACCGUGAAAGAAAUAAGACCAGGGGGAAGAUGAUCACAGAGGUUGGCAAAUUCAGGACGAAAGAGGAUCGCGCGGACGCGGAGCUCAGGCAACUGCUCGGAAGCGAUAUCUCCGACGUCGAGAGUAUUCACGGUACCUUGCCCUGGAGGAGACAGAGGAAAGAUGGACGAACCUCGUUGGGUCCACUGCUCCGCGACGAGAACACCAAUGGUAACCUAACCGACGGCGACGACGAGCUGCUGGAAUCGUUGGUGAAGACCGCGACGAAAACGCCAGCGACGAGGACGACGCCCAGGGAGCGCAAGAGGACCAGACACGCCGAUCGUAAGUCUUUGAAGCGAUCGCGUACCCGGGAGAACAACACCACGCCGGAAGGGUACCAACCCUGAAGGGCUACCGAUCGUGACCGACGCGAUGAAGUGCGUAGAACGCUGAAGAACGGCCUCUCGGAAGAGGAGAAGAAGCACAUCGCCGCCUACAUCAAGGGCUACUGACUGUGAUAGAACACGAACACCGUAACUCGUCCACGAGAAAAAGAAGGAAAGGCAGCACGAUCAUCGAACCUCUGAUCGAACGUUGAUGACACGGCCAGGACAUUGCGAUUUUCACACGGGAGAAACCCUCCUAAACGCGACACGAAGAAGCAACCCUCCCUAGGAAUCGCAGAGACACACCAAGGUUAUACGUUUAAAGAAUUAUAUAUAUAUACAUAUAUAUAUACACACGCAUAUAUAUAUAUUUCAAUCGAUAUUUCUGCAUGCUGGCAGAAAGCCAUAGUUUUUACCUAAUUCGUCAUCAAAGACGAAAAUCGAGGCCUUCCAAUCUAUUUUUCGCUGACAAUGCGCGCUCUGUCGUUCGUUCUUCUGCUGCUGCAAACUGAAGCUAAUAGAACUGUUGUCUGAACUGAAAUGAGCGUUACACGCCACGUCUGUCAACGGUAGCUGGCGAUAUUUAAUUUAGAAAAUUAUAUUCUUACGUGAAAUAUUAUAUUGUCAGAAGGUUAUAAGAAAUCUAUCUAAAUAUUAUAUUUUACAUGAAAGGUGUUGCGUUGUCUCGUUUUAAUUGAUAAUUUACAGUGACUCUCAUUUACAAGAUAUAAUUAAGCAUAAAAAUGUUUCACUUCUGCAGUUUCAAGCAAAGUUUAAUAAUUACAGAUCUUUGCACGCAGCUUUAAGAUUUCCAGCUCACAUUUUCUGGAACUUUAUCUUGCAAUCGUACUAUACUAUCGAAACUAGCGCCUCUAAAUAAUUCACGUUUAAUUCUAAUCUCUCGAGGGACGAAUUUUAAAUGGAUUUCUGUUUGAAUAUCGAAUGGACAGAACCCAUCUUUUUAUUUUAUACACUACAUAUUUGCAACAUUGAUAUCUCGAAACAUAUUUUGUAAUUUUUAUCCUCGCUCUAACGAUACGAAUUUGCGAUGUCCAGAAUUUUAUUAUUUUCUUCAGUACUCGGUAUUAGAAACGUAAAAUAUCUGUCGGUCGCGAAUCUGUUAAUAUUCUGUAUUUUUUUAUUCUCAAAUUACGAUCGUAAGUAAUUGUAAUUUUGAUAUAAAAACAAACGUAUAUAUGUGAUAAUAUCCUUCGAGAGGUUAAUAUUCAUUUUCCUCGAAGACAAUGUUGAGCGAGAGACGCGUGUAUUUAUUCUAGUUAGUGAAAUAGCUGUAGUAAACCUAUUUCGUGCAUCAGAUCGCGUUCUUCGCGAUGAAGUUUUCGACGGUAAAAAUGAAACGAGUUGCGGCGAUCGGUCAGGCGACUUAUUCGGGAAAUCUCGUUGCACGGUGACUUCUGGCUGCGGAGAUGAGCUUACGGGCCGACGUUUCGCAUCGCAAGCGAAUGCGACAACUUUGAAACUUAUAUCCUCUUCAUCUUCCCAGUGGCAAACAAACAAAACAAGAAUAGAAUAAAGGUGGAGCGCGUAAAACAAGAGAAACUUUUUAGAUGCAUCUUCCGCGGUGACAGCUCCAGUGGAAUAAAUGCUCGCACGCGGACGGAAAGCAUUUUUCAGAGACGCCUCGAAUCGAUUCCCUUUUGCAUGUUGCAUGAAAUGAAAAUUUCAGUGGAUUCUACCGUUGGCAAGCUUCUUCGUUUAAAGCGCGCGCUCGAAAGCUCGAACGACAGAGACGAAGAACAGACAAUCGUAUCAACGUGUGCCUCGAACGACUUGUAAUCAGGGACGGUCGAAAUUUCACUCGAAUAAUAGACGACGAAUAAAAGCGCCGUGCGUAAUUUAAUCGCUACAUUUAUUCGGAGGAGCUUCUGGUCAUUGAACGUUGAUAUAAAAUUUCAUUUUGAAUUAAGUAGCAAGUAUCGAAUAAAUGGAACAUGUUUAGGUUGUGUAUACUAUUCAUUGUCAUGCAAACCUCAUGCAUUAGAUAUUAUGUCCGUGUAUAUCGAUGAUUGUUAUGUAUAGAUUACAUGACAUUUAUCGACGUACCAAAUUUCGUGUAUUUUAUGAUAUUAUUCCAUGCAUGUCAAUGAAUGUUAAGCCGAACAGUUGAGUUUAAAUUCGAUGAGCAGGAAAGUAUUUUUUUAAAUACCAGAUUGAUAUUUUUGACAAGUGUAAACCAAUAUGGCAAUUCUGGGACCAAAAUGUUUAAUUCUCGUGGGUUUUUAUGAGCAACUCUCACUGUUGUUUAUUUUUUGUUACGAUGAUGAUUUGAUUAAAUGUAGAGGUUAUAAAUAUACUCACCUUCCUACCAUUAUAAACUUAAUUAAAGAACCUCAUGAAUUAAUAGAAUUGCAACAUCAUUCCUAAUGCGAUGGAUGAAAAUACGAACAUUCGAACGAGCAAUUAUUACAUAAUUCAAAUUGUACAUUGUAUCCAACAAGUAACGAAUCAGAAGCAACAAUUAAUAUUUAAACAUUUCGUACAAAAUAUUUAUCAAGACGUUGUAUUAAACGAAUAACGAACACAAAAGUGAUUUUAAAAGUUAAUAAUAUUUCCAGCUUUUAUUCGUCAAUUAAAAUAUUUAUCUGUAAAGUGAUCUCGUCCGUUUUUGACUGUCCAUAAUCCGAAUUCUAUUAAAAGUUAAGUGAAAGCUUCAAAAUAAAUUCAUAAACGUAUUUAGCGGGGAGAGAACUCUUCUCCAGCGAGGCGAUAUUUUUCAUACAACGUAAACGAAAGAGCAGCCGAGUAUGCGAUCCACGAUUUCUGUCUGAAUUCAAUAGGUAAUGAAUUUCGAAUACCUACGACGACGAGAAUUUGUAAAACGAUGCGAUUUGUUCGACGAGAGGAGCAAACUUAAUUAACUUAAUCAUCACUUUGUUAAUCGCGUAAGCGUGCCGUCGCGUACGCGCAGAUCAUUGUAAGUUUCUGCGGAAAUGAUUCUUUAAAUAAAAUUGCGAGCAACAGCAGUGUAUCAUUGA